AUGCAGGGCGGGGUCAUUGGGGGCAUCUACCUCCUUGCCUUCCUGUUAUCCAAAGGCAGAGCCGAAGAUAUUGAAACCUCCAAAAGUAUCUCAGAUGGAGAAGAUGUCAAACAAACACAAAGUGAUCUCAAAAGCGGCUCAAAUGACGCUGGAUUUCCAACUGCGCCAUUUAACCCUUUCAAUGAAGAAUUAGGACCUUAUAAUCCACCUGGCGGGGGAUACUCUAACAAUCCAGAUCGGAAUUCCUAUCCUUACUCAUCACCCUACCCAUACAAUCCUGGAUUGAACUCUAUGCAAGCGCAACCUGAUGUUAACAAUAGAAUAUAUCCACCAGGAUAUAGUGGUUCACCUAAUUUGAGCCCAUAUGAUCAAGGACCGAACCUGCCACUAUUUCCAACCCAAGGUGACCGUGAGUCCCAUCUUCGUACGCUUGAGUCUAUUUCUGUGAACUCACAAUCUGUGCCUAGAACUAGUGCACGAUCAGACAUCUCAUAUUUCUCUUCAUCUUACCCAUAUAAACAUGGAUUAGGUUCUAAACAAAUUAAUAGUGAACCGUAUCAAGCUGUGCCAUUACCAGAUCCCAGCUACUCGAAGUAUGAUAGUAUGGUUGGACGUAUAAACCAACCGCAAUUCACCGAAACGAAAACUGAUAGCCAGAAAUACCAAUCAGCAUUAGCUAGAUAUGAGUCUAAUUUAAAGCUAAACCAAGGGCAAAAUUUUGCACCAUCUUUUUAUCAUACACAAGAAAAAAACCAGUAUCAGCCUCUGCGCUCUAGUAAUAAUCCAAAGCUUUAUGAACUUUCGCUAGUUCCAUAUAAGGAACUUAGUUUUCCAAUUACAAAACUGAGUCCGCAACAAGAACAGACUAUAUCCAAACAAUACGGCUAUGGAUCUGAUGAUGCUUCACUUAUUUCUUCAUUUUACAGCCACGCACUAAGAAGUAAUGUAUCUCAGGAAGACGUUGCUUCUAAUCAGUCUAUUCCAAUACCUGAUAGUGAACCUUCAUAUAAACAAACAGUUUCCAAUGAUACUAAAGAAAUAGAGCAAAAUGAUGCACGUCAGUUCGUGCCAAGUUCGCAGGAAAUUAAAUCUGAUCCUUUGUCGCCAUCCUAUUCCAAUGUAAGCGAGUCAAGUGAAAAUAAUCCGGAAGUUGAGGAUAUUGAUUCGAGUCCAGAUGUUGAAUCAAGGUUGCAUCUGGCAUAUCCUCGAUUGUAUCCUUCAGGAGCGGGGACUGCAACAGCAUAUGCUGCUGUCAGACCAGCAACCAGUGGUGUUCCCUACGCAUAUACUUCGGGUCAGAGACCGAUUGUGAUAGAUUUCCCAUCUGAAACACCUCAAAGUCCAGCUGGUGUCUUCACCAACGGGCAAAGUUCGCCGAUCGCAUUCGAGGAUGCAAAGUCCAGAGUAAUAUCUCCGUAUGAAUAUGUAUUUCCUAACCAAGUGCCUGGGGGAGAAAAUGUAAUCCAGUGUCAAAAAGAAAAUGAGUUCCACCAUUUUUGGUCGAAAGGACAGGGCUGUUUUGUCUGCAUCUGUCUCAACGAAUACGGACUGCUGUCCCCCGUCUGUGCAAGUUGUGGUGGAUGCGACAACCCUACGCCGGCCACCCCCGAAUCAAUCCCUCCGCUGCCUGAAAGUAUAACUAUCCAACCAGCGUCCCCGGAGCCCUAUGAACCUGUCCGGAUAGUUCCAGUCCAACCUGUGGGGGCAGUGGAUGCUGUUCCCACUCCAGCACCUUCUCCUGAGUAUGCAGAACCUCCGGCGUCUCCAUCUCCUGGACCAGAAUAUGUUCCACAGAAUAUUCCAACGCUUCCUACACCAACACCUGGAGCAUCAUGUGACCCUUUGCCAAAUGGAGAGCCGUUUCCGAAUCCGUUGCAUCCUUGUCAGAUUUGUGUUUGCAAGGAAACUUCCCUCACUGGCAAAUUUGAUGUGCAGAUAGAAUGCAAAGAAGACCCACAGUGCAUUGUUCCAGACGACGUGACCACCUUACCUCCAAUACCUGAUGAGCCCAUGCCGAUUCCAUUACCUAUGUGCGAGAAGUUACCAGAAAAUGUACUAUUCCCCCAUCCAACCGAAUCAUGCAAGCUUUGCAAGUGCGCUAAAAGUAUGUCAGACACCGGAGUUCCUGAGCAGCAAAUAACGUGCUAUCCACAUCCUGAUUGCUUACCAAAAUUGGAGCCGGUAACAGAGUCACCUCCUCCUCUGCCUAUCCCAAUAGAGCCUCAGAAGAUACCUCCUGUGCCUGAACCGGUUCAGGAACCUUUCAUCAAUGAGAGGGAAACCUACUCACCAGCGGAGCCAGUGCCACUGCCAGAGAUCGUGACAAUAGAACCUCUACCGUGGCCUCCAAUAACGACAUUAGCACCGAUAACCACGCCGGGACCUCCAUUGACUCCUCGAGCUGGACCUCUGCCAGGACCCUCUCCACAUGAGUCGUGCCUGCCGUAUCCUCCCAAUCAGAUGUUCCAGCAUCCUUGGGAUGAAUGCCAAAUCUGCAUGUGCGCGGAGGCUGUGGCUGCAGGACUUACCAACGUUGAAGUCAACUGUUAUACCAAGCCGUCUUGCUGUAUAGAACCACCCGAUGCCGUAAAGAAAGCACUUCCAGGUUUCAAUUUGCCGUACCCAGGUCUCGGCAAUGCUGCCGUUAGCCCUGAUGUCUCAUCUCUGCCCAAUUCACCAACCGGUGUCAUUACUAGCACUUACAGACCUCCACCCACUUACAUUCACUAUACUCCAAGACCCGCGAGCACCUAUCCCAGCAACAAAGCGCCCGUAGAGACUCUGCCUCAACCACCGGGAUAUUCAUCCCAAUCAUUUCCUAGAUUACCAGAGACAGGCUUUCCUGAUCCAACUUCAAGUUAUCCCUACCAACCGAACUACGCUUCUUCUUACGUUCAUCAGCAAUAUCCUGAAUACCCUCCCCGACUGCCUCAGCCAGCUAGUGCUUACAAACCCUCUGGCUAUGAAUAUCCUCCGAACUACCCGUAUGGAAGACAGGGUUACAAAUUUGACCCAAGGUUUUCACUAGUCUCGUCACCGAAUGUGUAUUCUUCAAUGUACGGGUACAACGCACCCCCCGCGUACCCUCCCGGGAAAGGAGUAUCGAGUUAUCCGCAACCCCCGGUUUCAGGACCUACUCCAAUAAAAUCUCCAAGUUUGGUCCCUAGCUAUAGUCCCACAGCACCACGUUCAAAGUCUGGCAACGAUGCAUCAGACGAUUUGGAUGACACGUAGUAAUUUUAACGUAUGAUGUGAUAUGAUAUUAGUUAAGAAGACGACAAGGCCUGAUUUGGACUUAACGAGUAGUUAUAAGAAGUGUG
This is a messenger RNA of Helicoverpa zea (corn earworm), 3320 nucleotides long. Its product is annotated as SH3 domain-containing protein C23A1.17-like. Lineage: Eukaryota; Metazoa; Arthropoda; Insecta; Lepidoptera; Noctuidae. The record is from RefSeq and is a predicted model, not a curated record. The transcript is spliced from 18 exons. Bases 1 to 3234 code for a protein of 1077 amino acids.